This is a messenger RNA of Anarrhichthys ocellatus (wolf-eel), 8591 nucleotides long. RefSeq names its product protein kinase D1 (gene prkd1). The record is from RefSeq and is a predicted model, not a curated record. Gene Ontology annotation, molecular function: protein serine/threonine kinase activity; ATP binding. The transcript is spliced from 21 exons. Bases 533 to 3292 code for a protein of 919 amino acids. Gene Ontology annotation, cellular component: cytosol. Gene Ontology annotation, biological process: phospholipase C-activating G protein-coupled receptor signaling pathway; intracellular signal transduction; protein phosphorylation. NCBI's taxonomy places the organism in Eukaryota, Metazoa, Chordata, Actinopteri, Perciformes, Anarhichadidae.
UCCAUCAAUCCAUCACCCAUCAGUCCAGGAGGCUUCCCUCUCUCCACUCCUCUCCUCCUCUUCCUCCUCUUCCCCCUCCUCCUCCUCCUCUCCAGCCUCUGUUGACGUCCAUGGCUCUGUCACCCGCAUCACCGGUUUCCACGCUGUUCUCAGGUCCAGUCAUGUAGUCAUUAUGGCUCUUCUUACUCCCUCUGUCUUCACGUCCUGUCUCUGUUUGUGUUCUCGCAGCUCUUCUGCACUUUUCCUCGUACUUCUGUUGUAGUUCAUCAGUCGUCGUUUCUGUCGGGAACUCUUUUUUAUUUUUUUUGCGCUUUUUAUUUUUUUCUGACGCUUUGAGGAGUUCCGUGCGUCCGAGCAUCACCGCACCUCUCCGGCUUUAAAUCCCCCUGCUCUGGCUGCUCCACCUGGACCCCGUCGGUUCCCUCUCCGCCGCUGAUUUCCCUAAUCAAUCAGCUCGUGCGGUCAUUUGUCAUCGUCGUGACUUCCUAAUUGUUUCCUGGCAGUGUUGGAGACCACCGGGGAAAAGGCUCACAUGAGUGCGCCUCCGCUGAUCCGUGCGCCCAGCCCGCUCCCGUUCUCAGGGGGGACAAACAACACCACCACCGGCACCGGGGGAGGAGGAGGAGGAGGAGGAGGAGGAGGAGGAGGAGGUGGUGGAGGAGGAGGUGGCGAUGUGAUCUCCUUCCACAUUCAGAUCGGUCUGAGCCGGGAGCCGGUGAUGCUGGACGCCGCAGAGCUCAGCCUCAGUCAGGUCCGGGAAGUGGCGUGCUCCAUCGUGGACCAGAAGAUUCCAGAGUGUGUUUUCUACGGGAUGUAUGAGAAGAUCCUGCUGUUUCGUCAUGACCAGACGUCAGACAAUGUGCUGCAGUUGCUGCGCUCGGCCUCCCAGAUCCAGGAGGGCGACCUGGUGGAGGCCGUGCUGUCAGCUUCAGCUACAGUGGAGGACUUCCAGAUCCGUCCACACUGUCUGUUCGUCCACUCGUACCGUGCUCCGGCCUUCUGCGACCACUGUGGAGAGAUGCUGUGGGGACUUGUUCGUCAGGGACUCAAAUGUGAAGGCUGUGGUCUGAACUAUCACAAGCGUUGUGCCUUUAAGAUCCCCAACAACUGCAGCGGAGUGAGGCGGCGUCGCUCGUCCAACGUCUCCCUAACGGGGGGGCUGGUAAACCUGGGUCGCCCCCUCUCAGCUGAGCCCUCACCCCCCUUCUACACCGACGAUGCUUUACUGUCUCCGGUCAGUCCCAGCAUGGAGCAGAAGAACCAAUUAGAUUACUUCCCCGGUCGAGAGCGGCGCUCCAGCUCUCAGUCGUACAUCGGCCGUCCCAUCGAACUCGACAAGAUCUUUCUGUCAAAGGUCAAAGUUCCUCACACCUUCCUGAUCCACUCGUAUACCCGACCCACCGUCUGCCAGCACUGCAAGAAGCUGCUGAAAGGCCUCUUCAGACAGGGCCUGCAGUGUAAAGAUUGUAAAUUUAACUGUCAUAAACGAUGUGCUCCCAAAGUGCCAAACAACUGCCUGGGAGAAGUUUCCAAAAAUGGAGAGCUCCUGAGCCCGGGGGCGGAGUCAGACAUCAUGGUGGAGGGUUGCCUUGACGACCACGAUAUUGAUCAAGGUGGCGACGACAUGGACGAAGUGCUAACAUCAGAGGGGGGUCUCAUGCUGGAGGCGGGGCCGAGCGACCUCUGCGACCUGCACGACCCCGACCUGGACGAGUGCAACCGGGCCAUCAGCCCGUCCACCAGUAACAACAUCCCUCUCAUGCGAGUCGUUCAGUCCGUCAAACACACAAAGAGGAAGACGAGCAACGUGAUGAAGGAGGGCUGGAUGGUCCACUAUACCAGCAAGGACACUCUGAGGAAGAGACAUUACUGGCGGCUGGAGAGUAAAUGCAUCACGCUGUUUCAGAACGACACAGGAAGUAAAUACUACAAGGAAAUCCCUCUGUCGGAGAUCUUAUGUCUGGAACCGGCUCAGACUUUGUCUGUGCUUCCCGAUGGAGCCAAUCCUCACUGCUUUGAGAUCACCACCGCGUCGCUGGUUUACUACAUCGGAGAACACCUGCAGAGAGCUGAGUCCUCUGUGAGCAGCAGUAGCAUUCUGGUCAGCGGAGUUGGACAGGAUGUGGCUCGUAUGUGGGAGACGGCCAUCCAGCACGCUCUGAUGCCGGCCGUCUCUACAGGAAUUUCCCACAGCUCUCACCGCAGUGGACACAAGGAAAUUUCCAUCAGUAUUUCUGUCUCCAACUGCCAGAUCCAGGAGAAUGUGGACAUCAACUCGGUGUAUCAGAUCUUUCCAGACGAGGUUCUUGGUUCAGGACAGUUUGGCAUCGUCUAUGGAGGUAAACACAGAAAGUCCGGCCGAGACGUCGCCAUCAAGAUCAUCGACAAACUCCGCUUCCCCACCAAACAGGAGAGUCAGCUGCGCAACGAGGUGGCCAUCCUGCAGAGUUUGCACCACCCGGGCGUGGUCAACCUCGACUGCAUGUUUGAGACCCCGGAGAGGGUGUUUGUCGUCAUGGAGAAGCUCCACGGAGACAUGCUGGAGAUGAUCCUGUCCAGUGAGAAGGGACGACUCCCCGAGAGGAUCACCAAGUUCAUGGUCACGCAGAUCCUGGUGGCUCUGCGUCACCUCCACUUCAAGAACAUUGUCCACUGUGAUCUGAAACCUGAAAACGUGCUGCUGGCUUCUGCAGACGCAUUUCCACAGGUGAAGCUGUGUGACUUCGGCUUCGCUCGGAUCAUCGGCGAGAAGUCGUUCAGGCGUUCAGUGGUCGGCACGCCGGCGUAUCUCGCUCCCGAGGUCCUGAGGAACAAAGGCUACAACCGCUCUCUGGACAUGUGGUCGGUGGGGGUCAUCAUCUACGUCAGUCUGAGUGGGACGUUCCCUUUCAAUGAAGAUGAAGAUAUCAACGAUCAGAUCCAGAAUGCUGCCUUCAUGUACCCUCCUCAUCCCUGGAAGAAAGUUUCCCAGGAAGCGAUUGAUUUGAUUAACAACCUGCUGCAAGUAAAGAUGAGGAAGAGAUACAGUGUGGACAAGACCCUCAGUCACCCCUGGCUACAGGACUACCAGAUGUGGCUGGACCUGAGGAACCUGGAGUCCCGGAUGAACAAGCGCUACAUCACCCACGAGAGCGACGACCUGCGCUGGCAUCACCACGCCCAGCUCAGCGGCCUCGACUACCCCACACACCUCGCCAACGGUCCCCGCAGCGACGGCAGUCAGCCGGUGGAGUGUUACCAGGAGCACGAGGAGGAGCUGGAGACCCUCAGCGAGAGGGUCAGUGAACUCUGAGGACGGGGCUCCAACACGAGAACCAGCAACUGUUGCAAAAUUAAAGAAAAGCACAAAUCAAAACAAAUGAGGAGACAUUUUAAAGAUACUUCAACACUUUUACUAAACUAACCAACAAAACAUUUGAAAACAAAUUUAAAAUUUCUUCAUUGACUGAAAAGCAUCCGUCAUUAGAGAGAUAUUAAGGAUGCGCAUUGCAUUCACUACAAGAAUAAAAAUCUCACUUACUUUGGUCUUUAUCUCAUUAUUAUAAGAUGAAGAUCUCUGCAAGUUAACUUUAGCUGAAAGCCUUAAUGUCUGUUAGGACAUUAAGAUCAUUUUUAUCUUGUGGUUAUGAGAUACUUGUUUUCAAAUUACGAGGGAAGGAUCUCAACUAUUUCUUUUUGUAAUUAUGAAGUCCUUGUUGCUUAAUAACGAGGUUAUAAUUCAUUUUAGGUCUCAGUUUUGUAAGCAUAAUUAUUUAAUUAUCUUUUCUCUUUACUACGAGAUCCUUGUUUUGUUAGUAUCAGGUCAGGUUUUCGUAAUUCUUUUCUUAUAAGACCCUACAGAAGAUAAUCAAGGAAACAGUUCAAAUCAGCAUACCUUGUAAUUAUAAAGAUAAAAAAAUAUAAAGAUCUAUAUGUUAUAAUCGCAACGCUCAAAACUAGAAGAUGACCUUGUAAUAACAAAACAAGGAUCCAUAACACAGAUAUCGGUCUUUAGGAUGAGUAAACACAUCUCCUAAUUAUGAAAUGAUGAGUCACAGCAAAUAUUUCUUCUUUGGUGAAUGCAAAGCACUUCCAUAGUUUUCAAACUUGACACGUUAUUUAUGAAAGAGACUAAACGCAGCACUUCUUGUUUCAGACAAUCAGAAAAAAGACGCUAUGAGGAAGCAGCUUUCAUUUACGUUCGGAAGACACAAAACUUCCCACCAAAGUUCGUGCCUCUCGUUGAAUGUUACAUUUGACCAGUAGGCGAUUUGUUAAUUGUUUGUUGUGUCAUAGAUUGUCACUGACUGAUAUUUCAGAGUCAUGGUCGGGGGCCAUAGAUUCUAACUUGCACAAACCUUAGUCAGAUAAAGAUGAAUGAGUCAAACAGACCAACAUAUGUUGGGGAUGGCAGGGACAUGCGAAGAGUAUCGCAUCCCCACUAAAAUCGUCCACUGGAUUUGACCUUGUGUAGAAUUAAUUUAAAAUGCUUUAUCAAUUAAAUACUUUUUACAUUAAUCAACAGUAAAAAUAAUUUUGAGUUACAAAAAACACAAAAAUUAAGAAAAGCAUCAUCAGUGUUCAGGGCUGUUUUCUUUGCGUGUGAUGUAAUUAUUGAAAGCUAUAAAUGUCUUCUCUUUAUAGAACUGAAACUCUACUAAGGAAAGUUAACAAAUGUAGUUCCUCAUGUUUUCCUUCAAUGAAAAAUAGGGGGUUUCAUUGCAAAACAAGAUAUCCAAAGUGAUGUAGUUAUUCACAAAUAAACCGGCUGCAUCCGUAAAAAGAAACCGUUCACUAAGAUGAUGAAGUACUGUACGUUUCAGGUACCUUUUGUUUUCUGAAAAAUGGAUACAUAGCAUUUUGGAAUGAAAAUCCUCAAUUGCUCAAGAAUCUGUGUCAACAAAUACCACAAAACUGCAAGAUACAUAGAUAUUUUAGUUUGUCAGUAUUCUUUUCUGGGUAAAGUUGUCCGAACACUGUUUCCACGUUUAUGUUUUUUUGCAUUUCCAAGGAUUCUUUUUCUUUUAAUCUUUGUGAGAUUUUAAUUUCAUGUAUUUCUGUCUGGACCACAGGGAGGCGAUGGUAGCAGAGCUCCCCUUUCAGUGGGUGUGGCCAACUGUGGUGUAACAACAAAAUGGCCGUCUGUCUUUCUCUAUGAAGGAAAACUGUUACAAACAUUGUUUUUUUUUUUUUAAAGGGGGUAAAACUUUUAUGUUUUCAAAAAAUAACACGCAGCAUAGUGUGUUUGUAGUUCUCAGUUGGACUGAAUUUCAGCUAAAUGCUACGUAGCGUCAAUUGUUAGCAAAGUGAAUGUUGUUAGUUUCUUAUCACAUUUACUGUACCAAUAGCCCAAAUACACAGCUGUUCUCUUUGAAUGGGAUACAAAUUCAAGUCAGGAUCUGACUCAUAUUUUUUCUCAAUAUUUAGCCCAGUUAGUCUUUUGGAUAAUGUUCCCUUUGGGAAGUUUAUUAUUCAAUUAACCUAAAAACCAAUUGACAGAUUCAUCGAUAAUGAUAAUAAUCAUUAGUUUCAGCCCUACUGCCAACUCUCCUUUAUCACUAUUUUUUAAAAAUGUCAGCUAAUGUUGGCCGGACAGCAACUGCUUUUAAACUUGCUCUCCGUUUCUGGUGACUCAGCUGUGCUUUACAUUUUACAGUAGAUGGGAAAAAAAGCCUAAUAUCUGAUCACGGUAAAGUCCGUCUGGAAGUCUGAAAAGUAAUUUUUCACUUCUAUUUGUUGGCAAAGUUAAAUAAAGUGCUGUCAGUUUCUAACCAACAAACAUCGGCAAACUUGUUUCCAAUAAACACCACAUGAAAGCAUUAAAAAUACCCGAUCUCACAAUGUUAAUAAAAGUGAAACAUAAUGCGUGUACAGACAAACCGAGCUGAAAGCAUAACCUCCUUGGCGAAGGGAACUAGCUGUUGUCGUUUACGUUGUCCUACACGUUAACGACAUGAGAAUAUCACUAAACUUUUACAUCACGAAAACACAGUUUUAAAACACCUUUUAAGGUGCAUACUUUUCAAAACUCUGGUUACUUUGAAUCCUCAUGGAUGUGUAAGAAGAGAGCAUUGGGAAACAUGUCUAUUGUUGCUUUGUGUAAUGAGCACGAUCCAGUGGUGCUACCGGGACUGUAAAGUGAUGCUAAGCACAAACUCAACUCGUCGUCCGUCGACACAUAAAAGUCACAUUUCAGUUUUGCCUCAUAGCACCUCGUGGACCAGAAAGAUAUUUAAUAAUGAAUAGGUAUUGUAUAAUUAGUUACUAUUGUUUGAAUACCGCCAGAGUAAAAUCUCAUUACGUUUACUCAGAAUCUUCUCUGGUGUUUCUCAUAUCGUUGACGUUAGUUUUUGCUCUCUAGUGUGGACGGAGAUAUUUGUCAAAUGAAGUUGUGUGGACGGAAGAUGAGCCCGAUCCUUUUGGAGUUUGCAGCAGCACAAAGACGGAAUAAAUAAUAAUAAGAGAGGUAUAAACAACCAGUACACGAAUAGAAGCAAAAAUAAAGAUGAUCAGUAAGUCUAGUAUGUAAACAGCGUAUUUUCUCAAGAACACUUCAUCACUUUGUUUUAAUGUAAACGUAGAAAAUUAGUUUCGUAAGCACUGGGAAAUUCAGCCCGCUAUGCUGGAAUCAAUCUUGCCAUCUGGCUUGAUGCAUUUCUGGCUUUCAUGCAGUAAAAACUGAGAACAUUUGAAAAGGGUUUUUUAAAAUUUCUGCACUUCAUAAAACAUGACUUCAACCCUUUUUUCCUCCAAAUCACUUGAUACUUUGGCACUUGAGCAUUCAAAAUGACAUUUUUUUUUCAUGUUCCUCCUACAAUCUUUUUCCACCAGAGCACAUGGUGGGCGGCUGUAAUGAUCACCGCAAAUUAAUUUUAAAAAGAUUACAGUUUAUUGCCCUUUGUGCCGCUCUGUGGAUAGCGACGGUUCAGAAAAGGCCUCCCGUCAGGCUCGACAAGACGUCUGUUUACCGAUAAGCAAGGCAAGGUUGAACUGCUACAUCUUGAACUCCUCCCAUACAGAGACAAAGGAGAACAGCAUGUAUCAGGGUUAUUAUGUUGUUAUUAUACUGCCAUAGAUCUGAAAAAUAAGGGCUGUUUCUCUGAAGCCUCCAUGGCCUUGUCUUCUUCGUGCCUCUCUCUCUCUCUCUCUCUCUCUCUCACUGAUCAGUGCUUCUGUCUUCAGCUUCACCUGGAACAGGAACGUCACCUGUCUCUUGUGUUUCUCCGUAAAGAGGUGACUUAUCAAGCGUUUGUUGAAAUACUUGUUUUGUAAUUGUGUGCACAUACGGUGCAACAGUGGUGUGUGUGUGUGUGUGUGUGUGUGUGUGUGUGUGUGUGUUAUCUAUUGUAAAGAAGCUGGAGAUGAGCUCAUCCAUUCAGCUACAAUCUGCUACUGCAGGUGUGCACAGGAAGUACUAUGAAAGGGUGACCAGGUAACAGUAUUUGUCAUGUUCCCAGAGACAAUAAGCCUUUCUCAAAACCGAGAACGCCAAAUCAGAGUUCUUGGAGGAUUCGAACUUUGCAAAUUGAACUCUGGAGUCCAAACUUGAGACUCGGGGGACGCAGGAAACUCACAUUGACAGUAAGACUCAGUCAGCUGAUACAUUAUAUUGUAUAUUUAUAAAAUACUUAAUCAAAUACCAUACACUACUCUGCGAAUGUUUGAUGUCAUACAUAUAUAUUUAUAAAUCUGUAUUUAUAAUGUGGCGAGAUUUGUAAAUAUAAGGAGCCUGAAGGAGGCAAAGCUGUUAUAUAACUAACAAACCAAUUCGGCAGCAAAGAAUGUUCUAUUUCAAGUAAUUUAAUGUACAAAAGUUAACCUCUCUUAUUUUUUAAGACCAGAGACAUCAGAGUGAAUAAUCAAAAGGCUUCUUUGAUAAGAAUGUUCACACCAAGGACGACUACAGAAAGCCACUACUCCCAGCCAAUAAAUAGUCCCCCACAGACGAUUUUACACGAUCCUAUACUUUAUUUUGAUGAACGAUUUAUUUCCCCACAAUCAUUGAACAGAGCCAGGCUAGCUGUUCCCCCUGCUUUCAGUCUUUGUGCUAAGCUAAGCUAACCAUGCUGCCUAUUUAAAAGACUGAUACGAGAGCUGUACGGAUCAUUUCAUCUGAUUCCCAGCAAGAAAGGGCAUUAACAUACACAUUUACACAACUAGCCUAAUUAUUCCUCUAAGUAAGUAAAUGUACUUCUCUAGUACUUCUAUUUGAGUCGAUAGUUUUGGUUUUGAUACUCCCAGACGAUCUUCUGAUUCAAGUUCCACCUGCAGUGGACAUGAGUCAAGAUUUAGUUAUUUUGUUUUAUUAGGACUAUAACCUGGCCUGCUGACUGUGAAAGGUCACACGUUUGAUGCUGUGAUAUUUAGAACACAGGCUCUGGGUGAGUGUGUUGGCAGGAUGUAAACGUGACGGAUGAACAGAUUGCUGUGCGUUUCAGCUCAGUAUUGUCCCACUGAAUGUGUUUAGCUUGAGGCUCAGAGCCGCUGUCCCGUGUGUCCACGUUGCUGAAUGGUCGAAUGUUUCUGACGUGGCUUCACUCCUCUGAACAAACCUGCCUGAAGUGCUCACAAAGUGUUUGCUACCUGCAGGAACUUUGAAGAUGUAUUUUUUU